CACCAUGUCAGACUCAGAAAAAGAUCUUUCAAGUCAUAUCCGACGUAUUCUUCAUGACUAUGCGCCACAACAUCUCACGUACAACUAUGUCGAUUUCACAGAACAAGCCGUCUCUGAGGUAUCCCAGUUAAAUUCCCUUCCAAGCUGCCUCACUCUGCAUGAAACAGAUACUCUCCCAAGGUUUACGACAAGUUCCAUUGUCAGAUUCAUACUCCCUUCGACCUCCUACCGAGCCAUUCGAAGUACUAACGCGGGUGCAUCACCUUGCCUCGUUACCUCAGUACCAAGAAAUGUUUCAAAUGUCUGCAGAUGCGCAACACUUUUUCCACCGUAAAUGUCAGAAGAUACUGGUCAAGACCUCUAGACCCAAAUCCGAACGUGUCAUUCAUGAUAAUGAUUAUGAUUGUGGUUUUCCUGAAGAGCAUUCUCAUGUAAUUCUGUCGCGACGUGCACGGCAGCAGACCCCAAAGCCAGGGCCGAACCGUUUUCUUUCCUCUCUCCCAAAAGAAGCGCAGAAGUUCCUUCUUUCAAAGCCAGUCAAAAUGAAGCAAGUCUCCGUGAAUCCUGUGGAAAAUGUACCACUAAACACGGACAAAACCCUGAAUCUUACCUGGAAUCUCACGCCAGAUAUGUUGAAGGAGGUGAACCUACUGUUAAAAUCGACUGCUGCACUUUCCGUUCCUGGUCCAUCAUAUAGGAAUCAGUACCUUGACCGAUCUGCACGAAGGGAUUCAUCUCCACUGCCAACUGAAGACGGGACCUUGUUUGACCGAGAUUUCACACCAUUGUUUCCCCGAACGUUGCGUCCAGGGACAGGCAGGACCGUCACGAAGGGAUCACGGCUCAAGAACGAGGACUCUACCCCUUUUUUCGUCCUACCUCCGCCUUCGAUGAAAGACCUACCACUCUCCCCUACCGAGAUGUCAGAGUUUAAAAAGGAAGAGGAGGAACUGUACAAACAAAAUAUACUGCUUGUCAACGGCUGGCAGACCUAUAAUUUUUCUUCCCCUACGCGCGAGACAGAUAUUUCAGCACCAAAUUCAAGUCAGGGCAGCGACCAGAUCGAUGAAUUAUUAUUCUCUAGGGUUUCAUCUCCCUUUACGGAUCCGUCGUCUGUAGACAUACCUAAGUUCGAUCCACCUGUAAUUGCUCGAUGCCACCGAAUCGGCGGGGCUAGGUCAAGACCCAAAAUCCAAACCCUCGGCGCAGGGAAGAGCCUAGCAGCUUUCCUUUUAGGCAUGGUGCCACAGCUCUCCGAUCAGGACCCCGAAGGUACUAUUCCUCCUGAGCACACCGAAUGUGACUCCGAUCCCGUCCAAUCUACGGCCGCUCAGGCAACAUCAUUCAUUGACGAGAAAACCGAAGAAAGACCUGAUGCUUGCAUUGAGGCGAACUCAAGCUUGGAACUACAGGGUCUAUAUAAAAACCUUAGCGAGGACCCCAUGAACUUUAUCCUGAACGAGAAGCUAGAUCAUAACACUAUGAUGAUGGAAGCUCCGCGAUUGCCACCUCCCAAUAUUCAUCCUGCUGUCGACCCACAAUUACCCGCGAAACUCUCCGAUCUGGUUUCGGAAACGAAGAAUGAGUCGAAAAAAGCGGUCAAUACUAUAAAUGGGACAUACCAGUAUGGACCCAGAAUCCUCAAGAAGGCCAGAGGGGUUCAAGCAGUGACGCUCGCUUUGUCGUGGGUAUCUUUUAGUGUUCAGUACCGCCUUCCAACGCACAUGGAAAUGGUUGGUGUGACCACCUCGCAACUAAUUGACAAGGAUGACAACAAGAACGGGUUAUCGCGUGAACAGUUGAAAUCCGGUGUAACGGUUCUACUCGAUAGUGUAUCGCGUCUGGCUUGUACUCCAACGACCGACAACACCAUCGAAGUUUGGGACCGUAUGUCGCAUGAUGAAACAGAGGUUACGACUGAUGUGGAACUCCGAGAUGAUAUGCAUAUAUCCGAUAUCAUCCUCACUAGGGAGGAAAGGAGGAGGCUUGCUGGGAUAGAGACUAACGACAGCAAAAUGGGGUCGGCGGAGUUUUCACUGACCCUGGAUUACAAUAUAGCGGGUGGUCGUGAUGACAAGCCGGGAGGAGGUGGCGUUGAAAAGGAUGACCAAGGAAUUACCCUCCAGAAGUACGGUGCACUCCAGUACGAUGGACUCGAAACAGGAAAUAGCGACAAGGAAAAUGAAUAUUCGGUUCCUUUACACGAUGAUCAUGAAGAGUUAGGAAGGCCAUCGAAACGACUACGGUUGCAUAGUGCGACGCCAUCUGUAGACGAUUCUGGAAUCUCCUUAGGUCUUGAUCUGUCGGGACAGGGGCGGUUCCAAGUGGAAGACCGGUCCAAUGAGUGCAUGGACAUCUUCCUAUAUGAUGAGGCCCGGGACGGCGCAACUAAAACCAUAUGGAGUCUAGAGGGACAUCCUCAAGAUACUAAUGAUCAGGGCAUGAACGACUGUCGUCCGGAAUCAGUUGAAAUCGGUGUAGGCUCAGGUCCCCUCACGGUAGUGGCUGGCGAUCAAUAUCUUCCGGAAAACUCUCAAUUUCAAGCUCUCUGCUUUGAUUCACAGUGCGCGGGAAUACCAACACCGAAUACUUGUCUAAAUGCCCUAUCGACUGAGUUCGCGUCCACUAUCUUUCCGUCUUCUACCCUUCAACCUGAACCGCAAACUGAAGUUGCAUGCAAGUCGGGGACCUCAGCUCUCACCGACAACUUCUCUCCCAGUAUCGAAACCUACCAUAUAUCUGCUGGCAUUGCUGAAUUUGCCAAACUCCGCGCUAAACGGCUUCCCAUUGACAUUUCUGCUUGUGCUUCUGACAUACCGAGUUCUCAUCUUCCUUCUGACAACCCUACCAACAACGAAAACCCAAACAAGCCUCUAUCCGGCCCUCUCAAGAGUAUCCCUCAAGAAACAUCCUGUCAAUACACAAGACAGCUUUCAUCAGCAUGGGCGCUUCCAACGUCGGCUCAUUGGUAUCUAGCUUCCAUGUCCUUUGUCCAAAAACAGGCCCUUGUAAGAUAUCUUUGCUCGGAGACGUGUGGUGUUGGAAUCGUCGAACGUGAGGACUUGAACGGCGUGGACCUCAUACUUGACCCUAACACCGCUAUCAUUUUCUCCAAUCUCCGAGCUCUACCUUCUGAAUGUGACUCUCUAGUUACGCUCGUCUCUGAACAAUCUUGGAGGUAUACCCGGCUACUGAUUAUAUUCGAAGCUUAUCCCCCGUCGUGGUCCCUCAAGUCCACUACUCACGAUUCGGAAACUCUUAACAUAUUCACACCUCCGGUUCUUAAAUGUGUCAAGAAACUGAGGAGAGACUUAUCUAUUGCGGAGGGAUGUGGCAAAAAGCGAAGCGCGUGCCAAGUGUGCGAUGCUUUCGCCAUUGACGUUGACGAGGCGGCGAAACACACCAGGAAUUUCGGUGACUUCGCAGCAUCAAGUAAUGAUAACGAUAACUAUCGAACAUUUUGGGGAGACCGAAGCUGGCUGGUGGAAGGCGACGUUUCGGAGGUAGCCGUCCGCGAUAAAGCCAUUAUUAUCACUCACUCAUCUCUUGCCGUGACUCGCAGGACGAACACGGUCUAG
This is a messenger RNA of Marasmius oreades (fairy-ring Marasmius), 3578 nucleotides long. RefSeq lists its product as uncharacterized. The record is from RefSeq and is a predicted model, not a curated record. The coding region runs from base 159 to 3578 and encodes 1139 amino acids. NCBI's taxonomy places the organism in Eukaryota, Fungi, Basidiomycota, Agaricomycetes, Agaricales, Marasmiaceae. The transcript is spliced from 8 exons.